AUGCCGCCGCCGCAAAGCCCGGCCUCGGAUCAUACCGCCCCAACACCACCCAACUUUCUAGGCUAUCUCAAUCCCGAAGCUGUCUUGCGAGAGCAAGUUCACUCUGAACGCGGAAAAACUGCUCAAUCACCCAACCACCCUCCAAUAGGACAAUGGAUCGAAGAACGAGAUCAAAGACCAGCCUCGACUCAAGCGGGAUCAAGCUCUUCGCGGAUUGUAGAAACAGGUCCACAUUCCAACCAAGAGGAUCAAAUAUCUAGGGCUCUCCUGACUUACCUAGACGCUGUUGGUGUUGACAUCUUACCUUCUCGCAUAAAUCAGACGGCCCUUCUCGAGAUAUAUUUUAGCUACGUACACCCACUACUUCCGCUCGUUGACAAGGAACUAUUCUACGAGCAAUAUAACUAUGGCCGAGAACCGCGGAUCCUGAUGCAAGCGAUUUGUAUCGUGGCCUCAAAACAUGCAACAGCUGCCAAACAUCUGUGUCUGGGGAAUGACACCCAACCGCUCAAUCCACGCGAGUUCUCUCAAAGGCUCUACAACGCGGUCAUUGUCGGUAUCGAAGCAAAGCUGGAGAAGAACCGCGUUGUGCUCAUCCAAGUACUUGCUUUGAUAUCACUCCAUUGCGAAGGUCCAGAAGGCGCUGAGCAAUCUUCAAUGCAUCUGGCACAAGCAAUACACCAUGCGCAUACGUUUGGCCUCCAGUUUGGACACCAAUGGAAGAACCAAAGCUCAGAAUCCCAAGGAAAUCUGGAAGACGUCUUCUGGUGUUUGUGGAGUUUGGACAAGAUCAACGCAUGUAUGAACGGAAGGCCGUUGCUUAUGCAUGACCGCGACAACAGCUUGAGACAGCUACCCUCAGACCCCGAGAAGCGAUCCAGUCCGUUUGGUAUAUGGCUACAGAUUUCAGAGAUGCUGGACAAGGUCAUCGACUACUACAGGCCUGGUAGAGCUGCCGAGGAGACAGGAUGGGAGGGCGACGACUUCUUAGGCUUUGAGGAGAUGGUGGGAGACGGUGAAGACAAGCUCGAUGGUCCGAUCAUGAGCCUCCUGUCGCUUUUCCAUCACACCAUGUGCAUGGCCUCGCACAAGUCCCUCUCUAUCAAUGCGCCCGUCAAAUCGACACCCUCUUAUGUCCGACAAAGUCUUUCAGCAACGCGAGUGAUCCACCUUCUCAACGCUGAAUCUCCCGAGCUACUUCCACCCCUCCCCAUCGUACCCUACGCGCUAGGUGUAGCUCUCAGUGUAGUAUAUCGUCACUUCCGGUCUCGCCGCUUAAAGGUCCACGUCAAUCGCGCCACCGAAGAACUCAAGCAAUGCGUUCGCCUCCUUGAUCGCUUACGAAACGCAUGGUGGUCUGCAGGCACGACAGCGGAUCUAGGACGAGCCGUGCUCAGCAACGCUGCAGGACGCAACACCAAUGCUGUCAAUACGCCCGUACCUGCCCCAGCAGAACCCCGUCAAACCGAGCCAAAGACCGAGCCGCCAACACCGCAAGCUACACAUAGCCAACUGCCACCACAGAACCAGUCACAACCAUGGUCACAGAAUAUGGGUGAUACACCUAUUGACCCUCGACUCCAGCAACAACAGCAUCACCCUCAUGCCAACUCGCCCAUGACCAGCCUGCUUAACCCAAUACCUGCCCCUACGCCCGGUCAACACCCGACAAGUAGCGAGCGCGCAGAUCGUGCGCCUAUGGCGGGCCCGCCCGCCGGCUUUGGUUUCGCAGAACAGUCACCGGACUGGCUAAACUUCGAUGCGGCGUUUGAGAACUUUGAGGGUUUGUUGGGAAGUAGCGGAGCGGAUUUGAGUAAUGAGCUGUUUAGACCGUUGAACUAUGAGACGUUGGAGGGGUUCCUGGAUCCUGCUGCUUAG
Messenger RNA from Alternaria arborescens, 1878 nucleotides. RefSeq lists its product as hypothetical. NCBI's taxonomy places the organism in Eukaryota, Fungi, Ascomycota, Dothideomycetes, Pleosporales, Pleosporaceae. Gene Ontology annotation, molecular function: zinc ion binding; DNA binding. The transcript is spliced from 2 exons. Gene Ontology annotation, biological process: DNA-templated transcription. Bases 1 to 1878 code for a protein of 625 amino acids. The record is from RefSeq and is a predicted model, not a curated record.